AACAAAGUGCUUUAAUGUUGUUGUUGCUUGUACGAGCCGGCACGGACAAACAAAGUUGUAACAAACAAGACGUAGUAAACACAGAAUUAAGGAAGCAUAUCCCAUUUCAUGUUCCUCCGAUCACCAAUAACAAUCCAAGUAAAAGAAUUGGUAUAUUUUGAUCAACUUAUUUGAACUUAAUUUUAAACUAAUCAUAAUACAGACGAACAAUCAUUCUCCAAAGUAUCAACGUUAAUUUGUUUUGUUCUUCAGUCCUCAAAAGUUUUAUCAUGAACCUACAUUUGUUGUCAUUAUCAAAUCCUAUCGUAAUUUAAAUGCGUUAAUUUAAAGGAAAGUAUGAACAAGUUCAUUUCUUAUGCCAUGCACCUGUAACAUUAAAGUCUGACUGAAAUCAAUUGCAGUGCAGAGUUUUUUUUUUUUUUUUUUGUGUUUAGCGUACUCUUGUUUUUUGUGCUUUAAGUAAUGGCAAGAGUUGUUGCUGAAAGUCGGCUUGAGGUUCUCCAAAACCAUCUGAACCCGUCCUCAGGCAGUACUCCGGCAGCCCUUCUCCGGCCAAAUCCUACUUCCGGCGAGUUUGUUUCUGAGCAGGGUUACAGUGUUGUUCUUCCUGAGAAAUUGCAGACAGGGAAAUGGAAUGUUUAUAGAUCAGCGCGUUCUCCGCUAAAUCUUGUUACCAGAUUUUCUAAUAAGCCAGAAGUUGCUACUUUGCACGACAAUUUUGUGCAUGCUGCAAAGUCUUUUCCUGACCACAAGUACCUUGGCACACGCGUUCGUGAUGAUGGAAAAGUUGGAGACUACAAGUGGAUCACAUAUGGUGAAGUUAGCACUGCAAGAUCAGCCAUUGGUUCAGGCCUUGUAUGCCAUGGGGUACCGAAGGGUUCUUGCGUUGGGCUAUACUUCAUCAACAGGCCAGAAUGGAUGAUUGUUGAUCAUGCUUGCUCAGCAUAUUCUUUUAUUUCAGUUCCUCUAUAUGAUACUCUUGGACCAGAGGCUGUCAAAUAUAUAGCGAAUCACGCAUCAAUACAAGCUAUAUUUUGUGUGCCACAGACAUUUGACACUUUAGUCCGCUUCUUACCAGAGAUUCCAACAGUACGUCUAAUUGUGGUAGUUGGAGGUACAGAUGAUCAAUUCCCACUGUUGUCAUCAACAACUGGAAGGAAAAUCAUAUCAUACUCAAAAUUUCUUACUGAGGGACUUGCCAAUCUUCGGCCUUUCAGUGCUCCUAAGCCUGAUGAUAUUGCUACCAUAUGCUAUACAAGUGGUACAACUGGGACACCAAAGGGUGUUGUCUUGACUCAUGGGAACUUGAUUGCAAACGUGGCUGGUGCUACCUUUGGUAUUGUAUUAUAUCCUUCAGAUAUUUAUGCCUCAUACCUUCCUCUGGCACACAUAUACGAGCGGGCCAACCAAGUUCUGAUGGUGCAUUAUGGAUCAGCCGUUGGUUUCUAUCAAGGAGAUCAUCUGAAGUUGCUGGAGGAUCUGGUUCUUCUUAAACCCACUAUAUUUUGCAGUGUUCCUCGAGUAUACAACAAAUUAUAUGCUGGAAUCACUAAUGCAGUAAAGUCAUCUAGUCCUUUGCAACAGAGACUGUUUAGUUCCGCAUAUAAUGCUAAAAAGCAAGCAAUAUUUAAUCGAAAGAAGUCAUCCCUAAUGUGGGAUCGGUUAGUAUUUAAUAAAUUGAAAGCAACGCUUGGAGGUAGAGUGCGCUAUAUGGUUUCAGGAGCAUCACCAUUGUCUCCUGAUGUCAUGGACUUCCUGCGAGUUUGCUUUGGAUGUCAGGUUGUCGAAGGAUAUGGAAUGACUGAGACAUCUUGUGUGAUAAGCAACAUGGAUGAGAAUGAUCUCUUAUCUGGUCACGUGGGUGCACCUAACCCUGCAUGUGAAAUAAAGUUGGCAGAUGUUCCAGAAAUGAACUAUACAUCUGACGAUCAGCCAUAUCCACGAGGUGAAAUCUGCGUCAGGGGACCAAUUGUUUUCCAAGGCUACUAUAAAGAUGAAGCACAGACGAGAGAAGUGAUUGAUGAAGAUGGAUGGCUUCACACAGGAGACAUAGGACUAUGGCUGCCUGGGGGGCGUUUGAAGAUAAUUGAUCGGAAGAAGAAUAUUUUUAAGCUGGCCCAAGGUGAAUACAUAGCUCCUGAAAAAAUCGAGAACGUAUAUGCAACAAGCAAGUUUGUUUCCCAGUGCUUUGUGUAUGGUGACAGCUUCAAUUCCUCUCUGGUAGUCAUUGUUUCGGUUGAGCAAGAUAAUAUCAAAGCAUGGGCUGCAUCUCAAGGUGUUAAGUAUGAAGACUUGCAGCAGCUGUGUAAUGAUAAAAGAACAAGGGCAGCUGUCCUGGCUGAUCUGGAUGCCGCUGGAAAAGCAGCUCAGGUACUACUAUUUCAUUCAUCAGUUCUUCACAUUAUGGUUUAGUUCCUCAACCAUAACUUGUAUGCGCAGCUGAGGGGAUUUGAGUUUGCGAAAGCAGUGACUUUGACACUCGAACCUUUCACUCUAGAAAACGGUCUGCUCACGCCGACUUUCAAGAUCAAAAGACCGCAGGCGAAAGAAUACUUUGCUAAAGCGAUAUCAGACAUGUACACCGAACUUGGAAGUUCUGAUUCCUAUUCCCAGAAAAUGACAUUAUGAACUUUCAGACUUUAUUCAGCAGAGAUCAUCUUUCCAGACUGUAUAGUUUGUAGCCUUGUAGGAAAGAACUCAUACAUUAAUGUACCUAAGUAUACAAAAUUGUACUUGUGUGUGUGUGUGUGUACAUGAUCAUUACUUUAAUCACUUUUGUUGUACAGUAUUGAGCUCGUUUCAGUUUCAUAAAUUAACCGUAUCCUUAUUGCAACAAGACAAAUUAAC
This is a messenger RNA of Oldenlandia corymbosa var. corymbosa, 2847 nucleotides long. NCBI's taxonomy places the organism in Eukaryota, Viridiplantae, Streptophyta, Magnoliopsida, Gentianales, Rubiaceae. The record is from the annotation of a GenBank genome assembly.